Peromyscus maniculatus bairdii (prairie deer mouse) is the source of this 2600-nucleotide messenger RNA. RefSeq names its product cytochrome P450 family 39 subfamily A member 1 (gene Cyp39a1). Gene Ontology annotation, biological process: cholesterol homeostasis; bile acid biosynthetic process. Gene Ontology annotation, molecular function: oxysterol 7-alpha-hydroxylase activity; heme binding; iron ion binding. The record is from RefSeq and is a predicted model, not a curated record. Lineage: Eukaryota; Metazoa; Chordata; Mammalia; Rodentia; Cricetidae.
AGCCCAGGCCGGUGUAGUUCAACUCAUUGUAGGUUUUGUUGUUGUUGUUUUGUUUUUUUCGUUUUUUCUUUUUUUCCUACUGGCCAGCAUUUGAAAGCAAUGCGAAGGUGGAAGGGAGCCACAAUGCAAAAAUUACACAAAAAUCGGGGCGGGGCAAAGGAGCUACAGUUACGCAAGAGAAUUAGUUGCCAAAGUUUCGGCUCAAAGUUUGGAAGACCCGGUGCGUUUUUCUCACUCGGCAGGGGAGGAGGAAAUGCCCAGGGAGAAGGACAUUUUUAAACGUCUGUGAUUCUGCAAGAUGGGCAUCAUGGAGUUAUUCUCAUCAUUAGUCAUCGCCGUCCUGGGAAGCUGUGUUCUUUUCUUAUUCUUUCGAUUGAGGAAUUUGCGCGGACCCCCGUGCAUCCAGGGCUGGAUUCCCUGGUUCGGAGCAGGAUUUGAGUUUGGGAAAGCCCCUCUUGAAUUUAUAGAAAAAGCAAGAAUCAAGUAUGGACCAAUAUUUACCGUCUUUGCUAUGGGGAAACGAAUGACCUUUGUUACCGAAGAAGAAGGAAUCGAUGUGUUUCUAAAAUCGAAACAUGUAGAUUUUGAACUAGCUGUGCAAAAUCCUGUCUAUCACACCGCGCGGAUUCCAAAGAAUGUCUUUUUAACACUGCAUGAAAGACUGUAUGUCUUGAUGAAGGGCAAGAUGGGUACUUUCAGCAUGCAUCAGUUUAUUGGGCAGCUGACUGAGGAAAUUCAUGAGCAACUGGAAGAUUUAGGCACUCAUGGGACAAUGGACCUGGACAACUUUGUAAGGCAUCUCCUUUAUCCAGCCACGGUCAAUACUCUCUUUAAGAAAGGGUUGUUUCUCACAGACGAGAGGAAAAUCAAGGAGUUCUACCAGCAUUUUAAAACUUACGAUGACAGUUUUGAGUAUGGAUCCCAGCUGCCGGAAUGGCUCCUGAGAAACUGGUCAAAGUCCAAAAGAUGGCUCCUGGCGCUGUUUGAGAAAAAUAUUGAGGAAAUGAAAGCUCAGGAGUCUGCAGGUCAUUCUGGGACCCUGGUGCAGGCCAUACUGGAUAUUGUGGAAAUGGAAUCAUGUCAACACAGUCCUAACUAUGGACUCCUGAUACUUUGGGCUUCUCUGGCCAACGCUCCUCUUGUUGCGUUCUGGACACUCGGGUUUGUCCUGUCUCAUCCCGACAUCCACAGGACCAUUUUAGAAGGCAUAGCUUCCGUGUUUGGCACUGCAGGUAAAGAUAAGAUGAAAGUGUCGGACGGAGACUUGAAGAAGCUCCUUUUCAUUAAGUGGUGUGUUCUGGAAGCCAUCCGCCUGAGAGCCCCUGGUGUCAUUACUCGGAAAGUCGUGAAGCCAGUUAAAAUUCUGAGUCAUACAGUUCCUUCUGGUGAUCUGUUGAUGUUGUCUCCAUUCUGGCUACACAGAAAUCCAAAAUAUUUUCCUGAACCUGACUCAUUCAAACCUGAACGCUGGAAAGAGGCAAAUUUAGAUAAGAAUGCUUUCUUGGACGGCUUCGUGGCUUUUGGAAGCGGGAAGUUCCAGUGUCCUGGAAGGUGGUUUGCUCUGUUAGAGAUCCAAAUAUGCAUUAUCUUAGUGCUUUAUAAAUACGACUGCACUCUUCUGGACCCAUUACCAAAGCAGAGUUGUCUCCAUUUGGUGGGUGUCCCCCAGCCAGAAGGGAAAUGCCGAAUUGAAUAUAAACAAAGAACAUGAUGUCCAUUGGGGCUCAAGAGGGUCAGAACCUUCGAGAAGAAUGAAGUAACCCGGCUCCUGCCCUCCGAGCAUCUUGACCUGAAGACAUCCUAGUGGCACACGUGUUUCUUAUCUGAAGACCAUGCAUCCGAUCCCACUGUCAGGAACAUAGAAACCCCAAUUCAUGGUUUAGAGAAUGGGUUCAAAUGAUUGUUUAAAAGCUAAUUCUUUUUAAAAAGUUGGAAUUUGGCUUCAUAUAUGACCAUAUCAAAGCUUCAAGUAGAAAUGUCAUUUGAAUGGAAAUAUUGGUACAUUAAAUUCAUUGUGAAGGCAACAUUCUUAAAAUUCUAUUUUGUAAAAAAGAAGAAGAAGAAGAAGAAGAAGAAGAAGAAGAAGAAGAAGAAGAAGAAGAAGAAGAAGAAGAAGAAGAAAAAGAAAACUCUAAAGUUUUGGACACUGAAAAAAUUAAUGAUUUCUAGACAUUUUCUAUUUUUAAAAUGUGAUUCUUAACUAGAGGUUGGAAAUCUUAGGCUUAUUAAUGCCAAUCACUGCAGACAUGCCCAGUGCUGAGAAGUAUGGAGAAAACGGCAGAUUUGUGGCACUUGUAGGGACCGGUUCCUAUGCUGCACUCAUUCCUGCACGGGCAUCAUCUUCUCUGGAGGGGUAAUCACUACACAUCGAUUGAGGGAUUGAUUUGUACUUUAAUUAAGGGAGAAGCACUCUUUUGACUCAAAGUGUCUUCGAUGAUAGUUCAACAGAGAGAAUGCAUGGUCUUACUGCAUCUUGUUAGGCCAUGUUUGGUUGAUAUUCCUGGGAGGUCUGCUCUUUUCUGAAGGGAAAUGGAGGAACAGUGGAUCUGGGGCAGGGUGUUAUUGGGAGGGAAAACUUCAGUCUAGAUGUAUUGUAUGAG